Molecule: messenger RNA, 942 nt
Organism: Otolemur garnettii (small-eared galago)
Lineage: Eukaryota; Metazoa; Chordata; Mammalia; Primates; Galagidae
Product: olfactory receptor 6C75-like
Exons: 1
Biological process (GO): G protein-coupled receptor signaling pathway
Cellular component (GO): membrane
Molecular function (GO): G protein-coupled receptor activity; olfactory receptor activity
Source: RefSeq, a predicted model, not a curated record
AUGAUAAAGAGGAGGAAUGAGACAGCAGUCCAGGAGUUCAUUCUGGAGGGGUUUCCUGCUGUCCAGCACCUGGGAAACGUCCUGUUCCUGGUGCACCUGCUGGCAUACCUGGCCUCCCUCACUGGAAACACCCUCAUCAUCUCCAUCACCUGGGCUGACCAUCGCCUCCAUACACCAAUGUACAUUUUACUCAGCAGUUUCUCCUUCUGUGAAUGUGGUUUUAUCACCACUGUUAUUCCUAAAUUGCUGGUCAUCUUUCUUUUAGGAAGGCAAGGAAUUCCCUUUACUGCUUGUCUCACACAAGCCUUUUCUUUCUUAUUUCUGGGGGCAACACUUUUUUUCCUCAUGGCUGCCAUGUCCUUGGAUCGAUACCUGGCCAUUUGCAAGCCUCUACACUACCCGACCAUCAUGAAUCUGAGGGUUUGUUUCUUUCUGGUUUCCUUCUGCUAUGCUUUGUCCUUCCUCAUCAUCACUGGCCUGGUCAUCGAGGUUUCCCAGCUGCCCUUCUGUGGCCCCAAUGUUAUCCCUCAUUUCUUCUGUGAUCUUGGCUCCUUAAUACAUCUCUCCUGUUCUGAAACCAGAUCUAUUGAAAUGUUGGCUUUCAGCCUCAUUUCCUUUAUCCUUUUUUCAUCCUUCCUUAUAACCUUAAUUGCAUAUAGCAACAUAGUAGUCACCAUCAUGAGGCUCCCAUCAGCCAAGGAGCGGCAGAAAGCUUUCUCCACCUGCUCCUCCCACCUCCUUGUCCUCUCUCUGAUGUAUGGCAGCUGUGUCUUCAUAUAAGUGAAACCAAACCAAACAGACAGACUGGACUCCAACAGAGAGGCUGCCCUUGUGAACACGGUGGUGACUCCACUGCUGAACCCAGUCAUCUAUACUCUGCGCAACAAGCAGGUUCACCAGGCUCUGAGGGAUGCUGUGUCUAGACUGAAACUGCAGAAAUAG